UCUGAGCCAGCCCUUUUCCCUCCAUCAUCCAAGCCGCAUCCAGGCAUCUUCUGAGAAGGAGCCAGCUCCAGACGCUGGUGCUGAGCCCACGCCCACAGACAGUGACCCUGCUUACAGUUCCAAGGUACUGCUGCUCUCUUCCCCGGGGUUGGAGGAAUUGUAUCGUUGUUGCAUGCUCUUCGUGGAUGACAUGGCUGAGCCAAGGGAGACGCCAGAACAUCCUCUGAAGCAAAUUAAAUUUUUGCUGGGCCAGAAAGAAGAGGAGGUAGUGUUGGUGGGGGGCGAGUGGUCUCCUUCUCUGGACGGCCUCGACCCCAAGGGCGACCCGCAGGUGCUCGUCCGCACCGCCAUCCGCUGCGCGCAAGCCCAGACCGGCAUCGACUUGAGUGCUUGCACCAAGUGGUGGCGCUUUGCUGAGUUUCAGUACCUGCAGCUGGGAUCCCCGAGGCGGCUCCAGACCGUGGUGGUGUACCUGCCGGACAUCUGGACCAUCAUGCCUACUUUGGAAGAGUGGGAGGCCCUGUGCCAGCAGAAAGCUGCAGAGGCAGCUCCCCCACCCCAGGAGGUGCCAGUGGAAACAGAGCCUACAGAACAGGCAGCUGAUGCAUCAGAGCAGGCAGCAGACACCUCUAAACAGAAUGCAGAGAAUCCGGAGGUCACUGCACAGCAGGAAAUGGACACCGAUCUCCCAGAGGCCCCUCCACCCCCUCUAGAACCUGCUGUCAUGGCACGCCCCAGCUGUGUAAACCUGUCCAUCCAUAGUAUCGUGGAGGACCGGAGGCCAAAAGAAAGGAUCUCUUUUGAGGUGAUGGUGUUGGCUGAGCUGUUUCUGGAGAUGCUGCAGAGGGAUUUUGGCUAUAGGAUUUAUAAGAUGCUGCUGAGCCUUCCUGAAAAGGUCGUGGCCGCACCUGAACCUGAGAAGGAGGAGGCAGCCAAGGAGGAAGAAGCGGUCAAGGAGGAGGCCAAGGAGUCCAAGGAUGAGGUACAGAGUGAGGGCACAGCUGCCGAGUCAGAUGCCCCGCCGAAGGAAGACGGGCUUUUGCCCAAACCCCCAUCUUCUGGGGGGGAGGAAGAAGAGAAACCCCGGGGCGAGGUGUCCGAGGACCUCUGUGAGAUGGCCCUGGACCCAGAACUGCUGCUCCUGAGGGACGAUGGGGAGGAGGAGUUCGGAGCCAAGCUGGAGGAUUCCGAGGUCCGGUCGGUUGCCUCGAAUCAGUCAGAGAUGGAGUUCUCAUCCCUUCAGGACAUGCCCAAGGAGCUGGAUCCCUCUCCUGUGCUCCCUCUGGACUGUCUUCUUGCUUUUGUCUUCUUUGAUGCCAACUGGUGUGGCUACUUGCAUCGGCGAGACUUGGAGAGGAUCCUGCUUACCCUUGGGCUCCGGCUCAGCGCAGAGCAGGCCAAACAGCUGGUCAGCAGGGUGGUGGCCCAGAACAUCUGCCAGUAUCGGAGCCUUCAGUACAGCCGCCCGGAGGGCCCGGACGGGGGGCUCCCUGAGGAGGUGCUCUUCGGUGCGUACUGUGCUCUGCGGCCUUCUGGGGACGGCGGAGCAGGCUGCUUUCUCCCGGGACAGUCCCUGAGUCUUUUCACGGCCCUUCUAGGAAACCUGGACCUGCUACCUCCUCCUGGGAAGAGUGCCAAGCCGGGCGCUGCCCCUGUGGAGCACAAGGGCCUGGUGUCCCACAACGGCAGCCUCAUCAACGUGGGGAACCUGCUGCAGCGUGCGGAGCAGCAGGACAGCGGGCGGCUCUACCUGGAGAACAAGAUUCACACGCUGGAGCUGAAGCUGGAGGAGAGCCAUAACCGCUUCUCAGCCACGGAAGUGACGAAUAAGACGCUGGCCGCAGAGAUGCAGGAGCUGAGAACCCGGCUGGCUGAGGCUGAGGAGACGGCCCGGACGGCGGAGCGACAGAAGCACCAGCUUCAGCGGCUGCUACAGGAGUUCCGAAGGCGCCUGACACCCCUGCAGCUUGAGGUGCAGCGGAUGGUUGAAAAGGCAGACAGCUGGGUAGAGAAGGAGGAGCCAGCACCUAGCAACUGAGGGGCCUGGUGCAGGAGCUGCCAUCCUGUGAGGUCAGCGAUGGAGCCUGCUGAAGUUAGAGCCCUUUUGGUUCUAGAAAGAAGCUGGAGCAGGACCUGGGAGCCAUAGGCAGGGGUGGCUGACCCCUGCGCUCGGCCUCUGUAGAGGAGCUCAGGCCGUCAGGGUGGGGUCUGUCUGUGCCGUGUGGGACGGAUGAGUGAGGAAGCCGGUUCCACUUGCAACUAAAUCCAACAUCUUCUGCACCCCUCGAAUGUCAUUUUGCCCUCUACCUUGGGAUUCCUCCUGGGGCCCUUUCGUCUUGUGCUUUCUCCUGUCCUUUUCCAGUUUAGAAUAAGACGGGAGGAAAAGGCUUUUUGAGUCUGUCGUAAGGUCUGAUGCCAAUAAACUGAAGAAACAGACGCGGAAGCUGGCUGGGGGUAAGAGCCCCUUCCUCCGGAUGGCACAAAUCCUGCCAGGUUACAGGAGCAGGUUCUGGGGGGAAGGGUCUCCCGCGGCCAUCGCAGGAACAGAGUCAGUCAGUCAGUCAGUGCUAGCGAGAGUUUAGCGUUGGGCAGUGUUUGCCAGUGAACACUGUGUUCCAGCCACCCCAGACUUGCCAGAAGAAACCAGCACCUCUUUUCCCUGGCUCCCCGUGUUCAGAAUGUGGUAUUGGCUCUGGCCCAGCCUUUUCCCUGUUCCCCAUAAGUCUCGCCUCUUUCCAUAAUCCGUGGUUUCAGUUUGACUUUGUAUAUAAAGUGUUCUGUUUUUUUUUUUUUUUUUUUUUUUUUUUUUUGGCUUUUUGUUUUUUAAAUAAACCAAAGUCAAAA
Messenger RNA from Physeter macrocephalus (sperm whale), 2844 nucleotides. Its product is annotated as cell cycle and apoptosis regulator protein 2. The transcript has 12 exons. Bases 173 to 2038 code for a protein of 621 amino acids. The record is from RefSeq and is a predicted model, not a curated record. NCBI's taxonomy places the organism in Eukaryota, Metazoa, Chordata, Mammalia, Artiodactyla, Physeteridae. Gene Ontology annotation, biological process: regulation of DNA-templated transcription. Gene Ontology annotation, cellular component: nucleus.